This is a messenger RNA of Orussus abietinus, 6532 nucleotides long. RefSeq names its product netrin receptor UNC5B. The record is from RefSeq and is a predicted model, not a curated record. The transcript has 11 exons. Bases 609 to 3509 code for a protein of 966 amino acids. Gene Ontology annotation, biological process: netrin-activated signaling pathway; motor neuron axon guidance. Gene Ontology annotation, cellular component: membrane. Lineage: Eukaryota; Metazoa; Arthropoda; Insecta; Hymenoptera; Orussidae. Gene Ontology annotation, molecular function: protein binding; netrin receptor activity.
GCGUCGCGACGUCGCGGAGGUUCCCUGUCCCCGGGCCUGUCCUCGAUAAGCACCGCCGCUCUUAUCGGCUCCCCGCGCAAACGACACGUGGGUUUUCCGCGGUCCGGCCAGGUGACCUCGUGCGUCGCGAUGCCCCCUGCGUUCCUAUCGCACGUACCUCCACCUAACUAGAUAACGAAAAGUUCACUAUCGAACAUCUAUAAUCCCAAAUAAAAUGAAAAUUAGAAUUAUACAUGACCGCGGGGAUGAUUCGUGGUAAUUGAGCCGGACACUGUUAAUGGGAUAGCUUGAAAGAAAAUCACCCUUGAUAAGGGGAUAAGUUGGGAAAAUCGGCGGGUGAUAUUUUCCAGCCGGUGUGAGGGGAGGUGCUAUGUUUGGCAAUUGCAAGUGAUAUUGUGCAUGGAUUAAGUGACUCGUGGUUUUGGAAAAUCCUGGACCAUCCCCUUCCCUCAUGGAUACUGGCACCCGGUAGUACGCGCUCCACGGAUCCGCGAAGUCCCGAGAGGUCCAUAGAUCGCAGAAGAAGGUGCCAUUCUUCCCGGCAGGAACUUCAUCGAGCCCACUUCGAGGACUUAAGAUGGCCGAAUGACCCGGUGCACAGCGUCGCAAUGAGGCUGCGAUCGUGCUCGUUCCUGCUGCUGUUGUACAUCGUGCUGCCAGGAUUGGUCCGUCCCUUCACCUCCGACGAGGAACCCGAGGAUGCCAACGAGGACGAGGAGUCCUACUUGCUGGAGGAGGACGACGACAUGCCCUCGGCUACCAUCGCCACCGACACGGAGCUCAUCUCCGAGGGUGGCGGAUACCUGCCCGUCUUCCUGGCAGAGCCUCUGGAUGCGUUCGUCGUCAAGAACAAACCAGCCACCCUGAAGUGCAAGGCCGCCCACGCUCUGGAGGUGUACUUCCGCUGCAAUGGCGAGAGGAUCGAGGGUUUCCAGCAGCAAGAUUUCGUUGAUCCACACACCGGGACUAGGAUCGUCGAUUGCGAACUCAAUGUCACCAGAGAUCAGAUCGAGGAGUACUUUGGGAAGGACAAGUUCAAGUGCGAGUGCAUCGCCUGGUCAGGGUCGGGACAGAUCAAGAGUCAGCCGGCCACGGUGGACGUCGCCUACCUGAAGAAGCAGUUCGAAUCUCCGCCAUAUUCCGUGUCCGUGGAGGCCGGACAGGGCACGGAGAUCCGCUGCCUUCCCCCGGUAGGGGUGCCACCCCCCAGGGUCUACUGGCUGCGAAAUGGGGCCGCCCUGGACACGGACACCGACACUUUGCUGGUGUCCAGCGAGGGCCACCUUCUGCUGGGACAAGCCAAACUCAGCCACCAGGCAAACUACACCUGCGUGGCGGAAAACAUCGCUGCUAAACGACUCAGCGAGCCUGCCAGUCUGACCGUCUACGUGAACGGUGGUUGGUCCUCCUGGUCGGCCUGGUCCGAGUGCCAUUCGCGAUGCGCAAAGGGCGGACAGAAGCGGACGAGGACCUGCACGAACCCGGCGCCCAUGAACGGCGGACAACCCUGUCUGGGCCCGGCCCAACAGAAGAUGGACUGCAACACUGCCUGCCCAGUGGUCGACGGUGGCUGGUCGAGGUGGUCGGCGUGGUCGGUCUGCGGAAGCGACUGCACUCAUACCAGGAGAAGGUCCUGCGACGAACCUCCACCUAGCCAUGGAGGCCGGGCCUGCCCCGGUCGGGACAUCAGUGUGGCCAACUGCACGGGAGGGAUGUGCAACGUUGGCAGUGCCAAGAUGGGAGGAGCCCAGCUGACCGAGGAAGUCAACCACCAAAUGGACGUGGCACUGUACGCAGGCCUGACGGUAGCCUGUGUGGUGAUCGGAGGAUUGGCCUUUUUCCUGACGAGGAUCCUACGACGGAAGGGUCGGGACCAUUCCCUCUACUCCAUGGCUAGAAACGAGUUCCAGCCGGAGUUCUUUCCAGACCAGGACAAGAAGCUGAGUCUGCAGCCGGACGUGACGGCAACCACCGUCCCGGCGUGCUACGAGUACCCCUUCGACCCCAAACUGUCCAUGUCCAGGUCCCUUUCCGAGCACCAUUACGACGUGCCCCAUCUUUCCAUCCCACCCCAACCGUCGCCCAUGUCCCCGACCCCCAGCACCUCCACCCAAGAGUCCUGCAGCGACAAGCAGGUGAGCUCGGACAGCGAGAACAGCGUCAGCAGCUCGUACCCCUCAUCCGACUCGACAUACAAUGUCGCGUCUGAGAGCGUCCGGUUGCCAAAACUGGAGGCUGGGAACGUAGCUCGCGCAGCCGUCAACGCCAAAGGAGCGUUGCUGGUGCUCCCGGAAUCCGGGAUCUCCAUGUCGGUUCCCGAGGGCGCGGUUCCUAAGCCGACGAAGGAGGAGCUCUACCUAGCCGUCCUCAACGAGGACAGGUUCAGGCCCCGACUGCCAGAGGGUAUAACCCAGCUAUCCGCGGUGGUGACUUGCGGCCCUUCGUCGGCAACCUUCAACAAACCAGUGAUCCUCCAAUUCGAGCACUGCGCGAUGCUCCACCCAGCCAGCUGGGAGUUGACCGUGUGGGCCAGCGACAGUCUGGACCCCGAUGAUCCGAGCAAAGACCAAGUGGUCUGGUCACGAGUCCUGACCCUAGGCAACGAGACCAUCAACACGCCGUUGUUCACCCAGCUGGACCACGCGGAGGCCUUCAUAGUGACGGAACAGCUCAGAAGCUACGUCCUGGCCGGCCAAAGCUGCGAGAACUCGAUGGCGACGAAAAGGCUCAGGCUAGCACUGUUCGCCAGCCCAGCAGGCCAGGGUUGCGUCAGGGUCUACACCGUGGAAGACACCAAAGCCGCGACCAAGGCCAUCCAAGACAGGGAGUCCCAAGUCAGGGGGUACCUCCUGGACAAGCCCCGCACCCUGCUAUUCCAGGACAACGGAGAAUCGCUAUGUGUCAGCUUGGAGGAGGUCGGCAACGAGUGGCAGAGCAAGUCCCCAACGGAACGCCAGGAGGUUCCCUUCAGGGACAUGUGGAACUGUCCGGAGAACGGAAGACACGUGUCUUUUGGACUGGACACUGGGUUCGGAUCCUCUGCCACGAGGAGCUACAAGCUGCAAGUGUGCCAGGGGAACUCGGAUGCCAGGCAAGUCUUCAGAAUCGUCUACGAUGGCACCAAGCAGCUCAUCUCUUCUGGCAGCGUCACCAGACCUCUCAGGGAAGUCACCGUUGUCAGCAGCGGACACGCCAACAACACCAGCACGGACUCCACGACGCUCAGACCUUUCCGGUUCACCAGGUCCCUCAGAAAGCAGCUCUGUCAAUGUCUGGACCCUCCUAACGCCCUCGGGAAUGACUGGAGGAUGCUGGCUCAAAGACUUCAAGUCGACAGGUACAUCAACUACUUCGCGACGAAGGCGAGUCCUACGGAGCACAUCCUGGACCUGUGGGAAGCCAGGCACCGGGAACCCACGGCAGUGACGGAUCUGUUGAACCAUCUCAGGGUAAUGGGCAGGACCGAUGCGGCAACCAUACUCGAGGCCCAACUGGGCCCGUGGCUCUGAAGUGCAUCUCGGAAGAAAGGACCAUCCGACGAGCCCAAGUGAUAAUUUAAAAUUAAUGUGAGCAGUGAGAGUUAAAAUGAACGAUGCCCGAGUGACUUCGGUGACGCUAGUGAGGGUGAAGUGCUUCGAUGGGUUCCCACGAAACGGACGUCAGGGGACUUUUGCGGAAAGUCGCCGAACGGCGAUGUCCUGGUCUAACCAGGAUAACGUCCGCCGACCCGGUCGACCAGCCCAGGUUUUAUUAAGGUAAAAAUGGCCGAUCUGGUUCACCGACCCAGGGUGCAUUUUAUGAUCGUUAAGGCGGAGAGUGGCUGGCCCAAUCGUUGGCUCGCUGGUCCUGGUUUUACCCGACGAUGAGGUAAAGAAAGUUCUGGCUUAACGACUCGGGUUUUCACCGGACUAAAAGAUGGCCGACUCGGUGACACCGAAACACUGCCUUAAACCUGCGCGGCGCUCGAGCGUCCCGCUGCUUUAUACUUGUACAUAGAAACGAGGUUUUACCCGCGCGAUUGUUGUAGGCGAACGAAGGCGCUCCCAGAGUUCAGUGAAAAUGGGAGGUUCAGGGUCCUCGAUGUCUCGAUACGCCUCGAAUGGUGAAGUUAGAAACCGUACUGAUACCCCGGAUUCCCGGAGCGACUCGUGUUGACGUCCCUAACCGCGACGUUUUCGGCCGAGUGAUAGAAAUUCCGAUUUCUCGUUUUCUUUCGAACCUACCGGUGUAUUCCUCGCGUAAAGAGAAAAAGAGUUUGUACAGAGAUGUAGAUUUACGUCGUUGGGAAAUCGAUUAUCGAGUGCACUUUGCGAAGCGGUCCAACCGGUUGGAGAAAUGGCCGGCGCGCGCACUCGGUAGGAACGCGCGUUCAAGAUGGCCGCCGAGCGUCGCUCCGGGUUUCUCUCAACUGAAUACUUUAGAGUGUCUGUUCUAUGCAUAGAGGCUACGAAAAUGGAAACGCCGUGCGAAAAACACACACGCGAGAGGGAAGUUAGACGCCGAGAUAUUAAUUUCUGCAAACCUACACGGAUAUUCCCUGGAAAUACACGUGCUUGUGCCAUACCUGCACGACGCAACUUUCAUCGCUUUCUGUUUCUAAUGAAGACUUACGAGGCACUGCUUAGCACGCGUAUAUUUUAGGAGUCUCAAGAAACAAACUCGAGGCAAGAGGCAACCCCCGGAAUUCUCCGUCUGACUUCCUCUCGACAUUUUGAACAGUAAACGUGCUAUAAUGGUUCCUUCGUUAUUUGCGAAUAUCAUAAUUCCGCUCUGUCGGGCCGCGCAUUUCUUGGAUCAACAUUUUCUGCGUUGAUGAAACGAACACCGACACCGUCUAUGCAUUUAAGCCCGUCUCAUCCUAAACUUUGUUGGUAAUGACACUGCCUACAUGUUAAAUGUGAAUAAUCAAAAGAGAAUGGAGUUUUUCUCUCUCUUUUUCUUUUUUUUUCUAUUAUUGUAACCGCGACUUCGCGAGGACUUUUAACGGCGAGUCGAGGACGUCAUAGAGACUAUACGUUUAGAUGGAUAUAUUUAUAUAAAUAUAUGUAUACAUGCAUACGUACGGAAAAAAAAAAAGAAGAAACAUGCAGGAUGUAUCGACGUUCGUGUAUAAUCGAGAACCGUCUCGAUCGAUUGUUAUACGGGGGCACAAAAUGCCGCCGAUUAAUUUCUCUUCUCGAAUCGUGCCAAAAUUCUCCGUUCGUCACCUCCUUUUUUUACGCUCAUUUUCCUCACGAAUUUCUAAUCAAGUUACAGGUAAGAACUCGACUCUCGAAUUUUCUUCAUCUUCCGCACAUUGUUACGCGUUAUUUCUCUUUCGCGAGUUAUAAACAGCAGAGAUUUUCGCUCCUUGUACAUAACACACGGAUUUACAUUUCGUCGAAGGGAACGAUCGCCGGCGGGAAUUUUGAAAUUCACUCGAGAGCUGUGGAAAUGCACUACCAUCCGAUUAAACAAAUUGUUAGGGGCUCGCACUUGCGGAGAAUAUUAUUCGAGAGUCGAGUCCCGGUUUUGCGUAUUCAAUUAACGUUUCUAUAAUUUGGUCGGCAUUGACAAGUAACGUUAAAAUGGUCUCGGUGCGCGGAGGCGCCAUCGAAGUACCGAUCGCGCGUCGCACCGUAUUCAUUUUAAUAAGCGAACGAAAAUCCGUUAAUACACGCGUACGCGGUUCAUUUGGAAGAUUGUAUAUUUGUUACUUUCAACGAAUAAAAUAUUCUUGUAUACCGAAAAUAAUUCGUUACAUAUACUUACAUGCAUUGGAACCCACUUAACAGUUUGUACACCGACCGGGCCGAGUUAGUCGAAUAUCCGCGACACUUAAAGUGGCCUGUAAUGAUCAGUGUGUCGCCUUUACAGGAAUUCCCCUUCUCGUCUCGCGUGUUCCCGGAAGCCGGGUCUUAAACGCUUUAAUUUAAUCAUUCGCAGGCAUUAAUCAUCCCCGAAGGUGCAAUUCCUCGAGCAUGGACAUGGGCGCGCUCGGGGCCCACCGGAGAGCGCAAAAGCGGACAUGCUCGGGAGACAUGAAUGCUUGUAAGUGCUAAAAGAGGCUUGUCGUUGCUACCUAGCCUACUUGUUUUAAUCAUGCCGACACUUACACGCGUGUCCUAGCUAGGACGCUUGUUCAUUUAGUGGAUCGCCGCGCGCAUUAGAGCCGCCUUAACGGGCCUUCAAAUUUGCAUCCUAUUCGCUGCACGCUCGGACACUCUAAUAACGUCCAAAGGACAUGCACAAAAAGAGAAAGUGCCGACCAGGUAAAAAAAAGAAACGUUAAAAGUGCCUCUCGAAACUCUCGGCUAUCUGCGCGGGUGAGAGGCGCAUUAACGGGUAUUAAAUUUGCAUCCUUGUACCGAACUUGAGCCUCUAAUCCGGGCGAUUUUGUCCCCUUACAGAGGCAUUCGAAAUUUAUUUUCACGCCUCUAUUAACGCAAUUAAUGCCUCGAUAAUUCUCGCAUUAUUACCAGCACUAAAUAAAAAAUACCCGCGAUCAGGCUUGGCUACUUUUAAAACCGGUUAGUCUAGUAAGUCCCCGUCA